Messenger RNA from Chanos chanos (milkfish), 1046 nucleotides. RefSeq lists its product as uncharacterized. Lineage: Eukaryota; Metazoa; Chordata; Actinopteri; Gonorynchiformes; Chanidae. The record is from RefSeq and is a predicted model, not a curated record. Bases 39 to 1046 code for a protein of 335 amino acids. The transcript is spliced from 4 exons.
GUAGGAAAUGUUGGAACAUUUUAAAAGCUAGUAUUCUUAUGAAGUUUUGUAUUCUGAAGGUUGUGUUCAGCAGUUUCAUGAUGCCAACUGGAAACUUAUCAGAAGUGCUUACAGUUUCAGUCAUUCUCGCAAGCAAUUUUGCACAAAUUGAAACACUGACCACUUUGGAAGAUCUGAAAGACUCUGGGUUUGGUCGUCCUUCCCCACGACAUGGCUUGAAACUCCUUUUCUGGUUCAUGAAUAAGUGUGUGAAAUUCAACAAGAAAAAGAAUUUGGUAAUACAGUGCUGUCCCAGCAAGGGCGACUAUGGUUUCCACGUAUUCCAGAACUCUGAAGGCCUUCUGCCGAUGGCUAAUGGUCAGUACUUUGAGGUGGGAAAUUUGAACUCAGCUAGGUACCCAGGAGCCCUGAACCUACCCGAUGACGUACAGGAAUGCUACAGAUACAUAAGAAACUCACUCACAUGCAACAAAGACCGAAUCAUCAUCAGGUUAGUUGGUCAAAAGGUUGUAAGCAUGGUUUACCUCACAGAACACAAGUCAAGAGGCUUUGACCAAGAGCGUACCUACCUUCUGAGCCUAGACCUAAUCAAAUUUAUUCAGGAUUCUGCCAUGGAUCUUGAUAGCUUCUUGGCUCAAACUGGAUUCUAUGUCGAUUCUUUGUCUCUUGCUCGGAUGGAUAAUGGCGGCAUGCAUAGCUUUGAACGGAGUGCCUGGCAUGACUUCACUGGAACGGAUCUCUCGGACAUCAGUUAUUCUCAACCAAAUGACAUGCUGAUGAGUAUCUCCCCACAAACAGGCUACACUGACAUCUACAACUCUGAGUUAACGGACAUGGUGACUCAGUUCUGCACUGAAAUAAACCUCCUGAAUAAUGAUUCCCUGAGGAGCAGGGCCAUGCAGGACCAUGCAGGACCACGCAGGACCAUGCAGGACCGCGCAGGACCACGCAGGACCGCGCAGGGCCAGGGACCACAGGGUACGGGGGCAAAGUCAAGCAGCCGACCUAAAGAUGAGAGCUACGUCUGUGCAGCGAGACACAGAUAG